Menidia menidia (Atlantic silverside) is the source of this 708-nucleotide messenger RNA. Lineage: Eukaryota; Metazoa; Chordata; Actinopteri; Atheriniformes; Atherinopsidae. The record is from the annotation of a GenBank genome assembly.
AUGGAGGGAAACGGGGGUCCAGACCCGGAGGAGGAGGCCCCCCCCGCGGGCCCCCAGAUGUCCCACUCCAUCACCAACUUCUCCAUCGACACCAUCCUGAGGCCGGACUUCGGCCGCCGGGACGCGGGCUGCGCGCGGCCGCGGCCAGGGGCGCGGGAGCGCGCGUUGGACGGGAAGGCCGUGGAACCGGGACGGGACCAGGACCAGGACCAGGACCGGGACCAGGACCCCGGGCUGGGACGGGACCCGGGCCCGGGGGAGGCCAGGCUCUGGCCGGCCUGGGUCUACUGCACCCGGUACUCUGACCGGCCCUCCGCAGGGCCCCGGUCCCGGAGGCCCCGGCGGGAGUCCGCGGGCCCGGUUCCCCGGGAGGAGAAGCGUCCCCGCACGGCCUUCAGCCCGGAGCAGCUCUCGCGGCUGCGGGCGGAGUUCCAGAGCGGCCGCUACCUCACGGAGCCCCGGCGCGGGGCCCUGGCCCGGGACCUGGGCCUGAACGAGGCCCAGAUCAAGGGGGACCCAAAGGACCCGGACGAUAGAGGACCUGGGGACCUGGGGACCCAGAACCUAGGACUCAAGAGGACCCGGGUCCCCAGAGGGGAGAAUUCAGGUCUUCUUCAGAGGCCUGGGACCCUGAAGACCCUGGCCUGGACCCAGAGGAUCCGGAGAACCCAGAGGACUCAAGACCCAGAACCUAGACCCAAAACCUAG